CUCACAUACACUCUCCCGAGAACUAGAAGUCGGUUGGGUGUUUAUAUAAUGAAGAAUUAUGGGGCUCUUUGAUCGAGGUGUUCAAAUGCUUUUAACCACCGUUGGUGCUUUCGCUGCCUUCAGUCUGAUGACCAUAGCUGUGGGAACCGACUAUUGGCUCUACUCCAGAGGGGUUUGCAAGACGAAAAGUGUAAGUGAGAAUGAAACCAGCAAAAAGAAUGAGGAAGUUAUGACCCAUUCUGGAUUAUGGAGAACCUGCUGCUUAGAAGGGAACUUCAAAGGUCUGUGCAAGCAAAUCGAUCAUUUCCCAGAGGACGCAGAUUACGAAGCUGACACGGCUGAAUACUUCCUCCGGGCUGUGAGGGCCUCGAGCAUCUUCCCAAUUCUGAGUGUGAUCCUGCUUUUUAUGGGUGGACUCUGCAUAGCAGCCAGUGAGUUCUACAAGACUCGGCACAACAUCAUCCUGAGUGCUGGCAUCUUUUUCGUGUCUGCAGGUCUGAGCAACAUCAUUGGCAUCAUAGUGUACAUAUCUGCCAAUGCCGGAGACCCCUCCAAGAGCGAUUCCAAAAAGAAUAGCUACUCCUAUGGCUGGUCCUUCUACUUCGGGGCCCUAUCUUUCAUCAUUGCCGAAAUGGUCGGAGUGCUGGCCGUUCACAUGUUUAUCGAUCGGCACAAACAGCUGCGGGCCACCGCUCGAGCCACGGACUACCUCCAGGCCUCCGCCAUCACCCGCAUCCCCAGCUACCGUUACCGCUACCAGCGCCGAAGCCGAUCCAGCUCCCGCUCCACCGAGCCCUCACACUCCAGGGACGCCUCCCCCGUGGGCAUCAAGGGCUUCAACACCCUGCCGUCCACGGAGAUCUCCAUGUACACCCUCAGCAGGGACCCCCUGAAGGCCGCCACCACGCCCACCGCCACCUACAACUCCGACAGGGAUAACAGUUUCCUCCAAGUUCACAACUGCAUCCAGAAAGAUAACAAGGACUCUCUCCACACCAACACAGCCAACCGCCGGACCACCCCCGUAUGAAGCCCGCCCUCCACUGAGCAGGGAAGAGGAGCGUGGCCGGCGGGGAUGGGGGUGGGGGGGCCGAUGAGGGGGAGGGGGGACCAAACCAUCCACGGGGACCCUUCCAAAA
Chrysochloris asiatica (Cape golden mole) is the source of this 1139-nucleotide messenger RNA. It is a transcript of the gene CACNG2, whose product is annotated as calcium channel, voltage-dependent, gamma subunit 2. Bases 59 to 1030 code for a protein of 323 amino acids. The record is from RefSeq and is a predicted model, not a curated record. Gene Ontology annotation, biological process: postsynaptic neurotransmitter receptor diffusion trapping; positive regulation of synaptic transmission, glutamatergic; calcium ion transmembrane transport. The transcript has 4 exons. Gene Ontology annotation, cellular component: postsynaptic density membrane; AMPA glutamate receptor complex; voltage-gated calcium channel complex. Gene Ontology annotation, molecular function: channel regulator activity; voltage-gated calcium channel activity. Lineage: Eukaryota; Metazoa; Chordata; Mammalia; Afrosoricida; Chrysochloridae.